This is a messenger RNA of Schistosoma spindalis, 6300 nucleotides long. NCBI's taxonomy places the organism in Eukaryota, Metazoa, Platyhelminthes, Trematoda, Strigeidida, Schistosomatidae. The record is from the annotation of a GenBank genome assembly.
AUGAUAUUCCACAGUAAAACGCAAAGUCACUAUUAACACUAAAUUGUUGUUUGCGUACAAAUGGCACAAUCUCGUAAAGACAAAAAGUUGACUGGAGCGGACACGUUUGAAAGCUUGUCUGAGGUUUUUCGCUGCUUUAUAUGUAUGGAGAAGCUUAAUAAUGCUCGUUUGUGUCCACACUGUUCGAAGUUGUGUUGCUACAAGUGUAUAAGAAAAUGGAUCACCGAAACACGGUCCCAGUGCCCUCAUUGCCGGGCUUCGUUGCACAUUUAUGAAUUGAUUAAUUGUCGUUGGGCUGAUGAAGUUACCCAACAGUUGGAUAAUUUACAAUCCCAAGCUACUUCAUCUAGAUCUGGUAGUGGUCAAAAUGAUUUGCUGGGAGGAGCAUCAGUUAAUAAUACGUCAUCAACAUCUAGUACUGAGGUUUGUGAAUUGCACAAUGAACGCUUAUCUGUAUUUUGUACAACAUGUGGCUAUGCUAUCUGUCACCAAUGUGCAUUAUUUGAUAAUGAUCAUGAACAGCAUUCAUUUCGUCCGUUAGAUGAUGUUUAUAAUGAACAUGUAAAACAGAUAAAGAAUGAAAUGGAUCAAUUUAAACGUAGACAUUUAGAAUUAAUAUCAUUACUUCAAGAUGUUGAGAAGAAUGUACAGGCUGUAAAACAAGCCAAAGAAGAACGUGUUCGAGAAUUACGCAAUGCAGUCGAAUUAAUGGUGGCGCGUUUAGAUUCACAACUAAAAUCAAAACUAGUUACUCUAAUGAGUCAACGUAGUCAAUUAUUUCAAGAAAUUGAAUCACUUGAAAAUCUUUUACAUGAUGUUCAAUAUGCGGUAGAUGUUGCGAAACCGUCUGAAAUGGUAGAACGAUCAUCUGAAAUUUUAGCACUGCUUAGUGACGUACAUUGUAAACCUAUGGCUUCGUUUGUUAGUGCGCCUGUACCAGCUGAUUUUGUAAGUGAAAUUGUACCUCCUUAUGAAUCGAGUACAUUUACACUCCAGCCUUAUUCCAUUAUGAAACAAAGAGCUGAUCCUGUAUAUAGUCAACCAUUACAUGUAGGCGGUUUAAGCUGGCGUCUUAAAGUUUAUCCAGAUGGUAAUGGUGUUGUACGCGGUAAUUAUUUAUCGGUGUUUUUAGAAUUAUCUGCUGGAUUAUUAGAAGCAUCCAAAUAUGAAUAUCGUGUAGAAAUGGUUCAUCAACAAUCUCGUGAUCCUAGUCGCAAUAUUGUACGUGAAUUCGCUUCACAUUUUGAAGUUGGUGAAUGUUGGGGUUAUAAUCGUUUCUUCCGUUUGGACUUAUUAGUUAAUGAAGGUUACUUAAAUAGUGAAACAGACUCGAUACUACUUAAAUUCCAAGUAAGAGCGCCAACUUACUUUCAAAAGUGUCGUGAUCAAAAUUGGCAUAUCUUACAACUUGAAGCUAAUCAAGGUCAUUGUUUCGCACAGUUAGCUGAACUAAAGGAACGUUUAUCGAUUGAAGUAGCCAGACAAACAAAUAUUAUUUCUGUUGCUACUACUAAUACUGCUACUGCUGCCUCUCCCAAUACUGAUAUUUUUAAUUCAACUGUUGUUACUACAACAAGUAGUACUUCUGUUAUUUGUCUUCAGUCAACAGAUGCAUCAAAACCUUCAAGUAGUCUCUCGGAUCCCACUUCUUCUUCUGCAAUUAAUCAGUCAACAUGUAUUAUGACAACUCCGCUUCAGCUUCAGUCAUCAUUAUCAUUACCAACACAACCUAUUAAUGAAGAAUUUAUUAAUAAUUCUAAUAAUGAGUCAGAUAAGUAUGUAGCAUCUGUUCCAGAAAUGAAAAAUAAAGAUCGUAUAAACAUGGAUCGAAAUGAUUGUACAUCUCAGUGUUGUCCAAUAAACAAUGAGAAUAACACUUCUAUUAGGGAUCAUUUAACAAAUAGUGAAAAUCAUACGCAGUCACUGAGUGGUUCUAGUAAUAAUAAUAAUAAUAAUAAUAAUAAUAAUAAUAAUAAUAAUAAUAAUAAUAAUAAUAAUAAUAAUAAUAAUAAUAAUAAUUUAACUAAUGAAGCGGUCGAUGAUUGUUUAACUACGGCUAAUAUGUUGAACUCAAGAACUACCGAUGUUGACAAAGAAUACGAUGAACAGCUCAAUGAACUACAAACGAAUUCAAUUGCCCAGUUAUCUGUGGACAUUUCAGAGCCAUUAUUAAAUUUAAUUUUAACCGCAAAUCAGCAAGAACAACCUGUAAUAAACUCGUCGAUUUUAUCAAGUUUGGAUAUCAGUCAAUUAACUGUUUCAUGUAGUAAUGAGGAUAAUAAUCAUAACAACAAUAAUGUCAAUAGUGAGGAAGAUGUCUUGUUUAUUGAUUCAAGUAGAUAUUUUAAUACUAGUGAACAGUUAAUGCCUCAUGAAGAUGUUGAUAUAGAAUCUACGCAUUUCAGUGAACCGAUUUCUUAUGGUGGUGAUGAUGAAGGGGAAUAUGGUGAUGGCGACUCUGAGAACAACAAUAACAAUGAUGAAGGUGGUGUUGACGAGGUAGAAAGAAUAGAUGAUGAUGAUGAUGACGAAGUGGAUGGAGAUGAUGGUGGUGAUGUUGGUGAAGAUGAUGAUGUAGAACAAACGGAUAAUGAUGAAGAUAAUGUUGGUGAUAGACAACGAAAUUCCAUGUCGAAAUUUCACAACUAUACAAAAUCGAGUAAUGAUAUGGAUAAUAGUUUAAUUGAUGAUAAUGACGGCGAACAAAUUAGACAAACUAUACAUGAUUAUGACAUAGUAUCACAAACAUCAGAGAUUCUCUCGGAUCAUGACAGCUUGCAAUCAAGUAUUGAUUCAAAUAAAUUAUUAUUAUUAAAAACUAAAUUUAUGAAUAAACCGAAAAAUUCAUUAAAUAUUAUAGAUUCAAUUAAGGCAUUGAAAAGUCAAAAGUCAACUAAUGCUGCAACUACAACAAUUACUACUCCUAAUACUAAUAAUGGUAUUGUACCAGUGACAGAAUAUGAGUGUAAUUUUAUAACGGAUGUUGGUAGUGAUAUAAACUCAAGUUAUGAUGAUUAUGAAUAUCAUGCUAGAAAUAGAAAUACAAUUGAGGAGCUUUUAAAACUACCUGGUCUACGAUCUACCGGUUGUAGUAUUAGUAAUAAUAGCAAUACUAAUAGUAAUAACAUCAAUAAUAAACGAAAGGUAAACCAAACCUCACGUCAUCCAUUAUGGUUUAAAUUAUCUGCGAAGGAUAAAUCAAAAUUACAGUUCAGUGAGGCAUCAACGAGUCGGUUCAAUAAUGACAAUAAAUUACAAUGUAAUUUCAAAGAACAAAAACCAUUUUCUAUUAUUCAAACACAGAUGAUGGACAACACACAUAAUAAUAGCAGUAAUAAUAAUUGUAAUAGCAAUGAACUGGAUAUAGACUCUUCACCUAGAUCAAUGUUUAGUGAAAAGUUGAAUGGAUGUCAAUCCUCUUCAAAUCAUCAACCGGGAUUAGUUAGUGAAUCAAAUUGGGAAAGAAAAACCAAAGAUCCCAAUAUUUGCAGUGAGAUUACUUUAAUUCAUCCUAAGUUAUGUGCUUCAUCAUCGUCAUCCUUGUCAUCCUCACAUUCGUCAUCGUAUGGAAAAACAAUAUCAGAAAGUUAUUUAUUGAGAAAUAAAAACUUUAAAAGUUUAUCCAAUCGUCGUUUAACUGAUUUUAGUCAUCACUAUCAUCAUGAACAUUCUCAACGAUCUCACUGUAGUAAGUUAAAACACUUACCUCGAUAUCAUAAAGACAAUAUAAGACCUUUGUCAUUAGUAACAACUGAUCAAGUUCCAUCCUGUAGUAAUCAUACAUCAUCUUAUGUAUCUUCUAAAUGUAAACAAUCUAAUCAAUUAGGUGGAAAUGAUCUGCAUAAAGAACUAUUAACUAAUAGGUCUAUCCCAAUCAAUUGUAAUAAGAAUGAAAAUAGUAAUCAAUUGGGAAAAAACAACAACUGUGAUAGUUCACCAUUGUCAUCGUCUAUAACAGCAGUCAAAACAACCCUGAAAUGUUCUGAUCAUUUGCAACUGGAUAAAUUGUACCAUUUCUCAUCAAUAUGUAAUGAUCCAACUAAUCUGAUGGUGAAGACGACUACAAAAAUAAAGCCGUCAGGACAGAUUAUAAAAAAUGCAAUUCAGCAUUUAGAAAAUGAUAUUGAUGAAAAAACAAUGACAGGAGAUCGUGAUGUAAGUGAACAUGUAUUAAAUAAUCGACGUUUUUGGGAGGAUUCCAAUCUUAAGACCAAUAAUAAUGAUGACAGUAAUAAUAGUAACAAAAGCAAUAAUAAUUAUGAGAAAAAAUUGUUUAAUUCAUCAUCAUGUUCAUUAGUAAAUAACCAUGAAAAUGGAAUAUUUGUUAAUCAACCGAAACAUAUAUGCAAUUCACCACGCACUGCCACAGUAAAAUCCAAAUCUGCUAUGAGAACGAUGAACACAAUCCCUCAAAAUAAUAAAACAUGUCAUCCACUGACUAGUAAUGGAGAUUCAACAUUAAGUAAAUCUAUAUUAUCAGAUGAAGUUGAUUCUCGUGAUAUGUGCAUAAAACGGUCUGCUGAAACUAAACACAUUCAUGAUAAUUUAGAAUGUGAUAGAUUGAAUUAUGAACCAAUGUACAAUUGUAAACCAAAUUUGUGUCAUGUAUCGAUGGAACAUCAGAGUGAAGUCAUAAAUUCACUUUUAAAAUCUGAUUUGGAUACUAUGAGCUCCGGUGAAGUUGUACCAAGUCAUUCAGAUGUCAGUGCUGUUCCAUCCCAGUCAAUUGGUCUUGCAGGUAUAUUGUGCGUUAUACGCUUUCUAUCUUCACAAUUUCUGUUUACUAAUCUAAGUAUUUUAUUGAAGUAGAUUAAAGCGUUUUUAGUUCGGACCAAUGAUAAAUGCUGAAGGAGUGUGGAAUUAUUAAAGUGAAAUGAAUACAAUAUUGAUCAUUAGGUGAACAUAAUGAUACAAUUUAGCUGGGUUAUGUCUGUUCACAACACUGGAUUAUCGACUCAAGCCCACAAAUGAACUAAUAUCAACGACAAGACCACUAACCAGAAGUAUAGGUUUUCUUCACCUAGCGAAAUAACAUACUUCUACUUGAAUGACUGAACACUUCUCUCUUACUUUCCAGUGAAUUAAGACCUGAUUGGUGGUUUUAUUUCUUGCCCAUCAUAUUAGACUGUAAAAUACAACAGGAUGAUUGAGUUAUGAUUUACCAUUGAGCCGACGGGCAAUAGAUUUCACAACAAAGAAUCAAAUAUUUUAGGCAUUGAUUAUCUAACAGAAACUCAACAAAUGAUAACAGAACCAACAGAUUUAAGUUUGGCUAUGCUGUGUCAUAGAAUUAGUCGAUUACAGACUGAAGCAGAAGCUGUGGCUAAAGCAAUCUCAGCUAAUAAUCAUAACAAUAGUGCUUGUAUCAGAAAUAAACAAUCUACGAAUAAUUUACCGAUUAUCAAUCAACAGUUUGCUAGUGCAGUAGAUGAAGCACAAUCACUACGAACUGAUUCAAAUAGUCGUACAAUGAAUGAAAUACAGAUUCGUCAAUCACCGGGAAAAUCGGAUGAAGGUCUCGGUAGAUCAGUCAGUAAAAAUGAACAGCCAAGUCAAUUAGACAAUGGUGAUAAUAAUAAUAUUUAUGAUCGAGGCGAUACUUGAGUAAUGGUUGAGUGAAUUGAUAUUCGAUCUAGAUGAACAAUGACAUAUUUUGGACUUUCUUUUGACCGUGUUCAUUGCACUAUUCAUACAACAGCCGCCAAAAACAGAAUUACACCCAAAUAUAAUCAUCACUAUGAUUUAUUAUUAUGCUUCAACCUAACAUAAACCUCUUCUGACAAAUGAUUUAGCUGGAACUGUUCGCAUUCCAUUGUUCACAUUUGAUCUUCUGUUUAUGCAGUAAAUGUUCUUUGUAUAAAUGCUAUAAAAUGAGCAUUAUCACCAUUAUAGUAUUCUGAUAUGGAUAGUUGUAGGAUUCAAGUUAACUAGAUUUAUUUUGGCUUUUUCUCUCGAUCAUUUUGAUCUCAAAAAAAAAAAAACUUUUGAUAAUCAUAACUUCAAUGACCUGCGUUUAUACCUGUGCUCAGAUAAUUGUCAUCUGUUUCUUUAACCAAUUUGAAUUGUUAACUUUUGUAUAUCUAAUCCGCUAUAAUGAUUUGAGCCUAUGAUAAAAACAGGCAUGACGCAACGUACCCAGUUAAAAAAAGACUUGAGUGUAUUACUCGAUAUUAAUGACUGGAUAGGGUUUGGAAUACGAACUAUAUUCAACCGAAUCCCUACAUCAUGAAGUCACCUGUGUUUGUUAACUUCAUUCAUGUAUAUAUAUAAAAACCGAUUGCAGUCAAUCGUUCAAUCAGA